This is a messenger RNA of Paramecium pentaurelia, 3490 nucleotides long. Lineage: Eukaryota; Ciliophora; Oligohymenophorea; Peniculida; Parameciidae. The record is from the annotation of a GenBank genome assembly.
AUGCUUGCUUAAAAAUAAAUUACAAACAAAUUUUUAUUGGCUAAGCUCAAAGAAGCUGAAGAAAGAAACGAUUCAUAAUCAGUUCCUUCAUUUAUGAAUUAAACUGUUACUCUUAAUAAUUAGCAUAUAAAUGAUUAAAUUAGAAAGGCAAAAAAAGAGGCAGUAAGUUAACACACUAGUUGUAAAUCAACUUAACAUUCACCUAAAACAUCAUUAGAUCUUUCAGAAUUUAUUAAGUAAACUAAAAUGUAAUAAAUGGCAUAAUAAAAACUUUUAAUGGAAAAAAAGUUCUCAAAAAUUGCAAUUUCUAAAGUAAGAGAUGAUGUAAGUCAUUUUUAUGAUUAAAUAAAAUCACCUAAAACAACAAGUAAGUCAAUUUACAUAAAUAGGGGAGUAACGCAGUUUUUAGCCCAGACGUUAAGGAACUACUUUCCAUAAAAAAUCAAGAAGUGGUUAAUAAAUUCAUUUGAUAGAUAUGAAAGAAUAUUAAAAAUUAGAAGGUAGUUUGAAUAAAGAAAUAUCAUCUUUACAUACAGAAGACCCAGGAGGUAGAGUUUAGAGUAUAUAAUUAAGAGAUUGGUUUUAAAAAUAAUAAUGUGAAGAUUUAAUACCAUUAUUAACUGUAACUAUGAAUGAAUUAAUUAAAUCAUUAAAAAAAGAAUGUUUAGAAAGAGGAGAAUUAGUUCAAUAAAUAUGGGACAAAGUUAUUCAAAUGGUUAAUAAAAUUAAAUUUGAUUCUGAAAUUUUAGUUAAAAAAAACGAUGUUUUAGUAAUGGAUGAAUAGGCCAAAGUGUUUUUUAUUUAUUAAGAAAAAAUGUCAGAUUUACAAACAUAAAUUUAGGAUGUAUCAUACAAAUAUUCUUAAGAGGUUACUCAACAUAAUAUUUGUAAAUAAGAAUAUAAAGAAUUAGAGUCCAAUUUUAAAAAAAAUAGAGCAUAAUUAAAUGAUAUAAGAAAAAUUGCAUCUUAUUUAUCAAAGAAAUUAAAAUAAUCUCAUUAAGAAAUAGAAAUACUUAAUAGAAAGUUAUAAACAAUUACUUAAAAACAAUUAGAAUCAUAAUAAUAAUUAUAAAGAGAUAUUAAUUGUAGUCUAUAACAAGCAAAUAGCUAAAGAAUAUUAAUACAAUAAGAGAGUAUGUUUUCAUUAAGAUAAUCAUAAUAAUUAUAACAUACUGUUUUAAAUUAGAUAUAACAAUCUUAAUAACAAAAGGUUUUGUAACAUAUUAUUAAUUCUAAUUAAAUUUAAACUGGAAAAGGAAUGUCAUAUUUGGGCAAUUCUUAAAUACAAUAAACUUAACAAGAGAAAUCAAGUUCAUCUGAUGAAGAUGAUUUAAUGGAUGGAUUAUUGGAUGAUAAAAAUAUUAUAGAAAUGGAUAAUAUGGUUAUGAAUAUGGAUAAGAUUAUUAAAGUAGCUUGUGUAGAGACAUAAGUUGAACCAGACAUUCUUAAUUUAUAUUAAAAGACAUAAGAGAUACAAACAAAUAUUACAAUGAUGGUUAAAGAUUUUAAUUUGAUAACAGAUUCUUAAGCAAAAAUUUAAAAUGUGUUAGAGUAAUUUAAAUAAAGAAGUCAAGUUGAAGAGACACUGAAAUUAUGUGAAGAUAAAACAAAUAAAGUAUUUUCAGGAAGAUAAUUGUAUUAAAUAAUUGAAUAAAAAUUUCUUAAUAAAGAAUUGCCAUCUCCAGGAAUUAAUAAAUUAAAUUAAAUAAGAUAAGAUUCAUUUAGAUCUAAAAAAGCUGUAAAUUAAUCAAUAGAAUAAGUAACAAGUAAUGAUUAAAGUAUGGAUAUCAAUUCUGAUCGAUAAAUAGAUCUUGAAAAAGUAAAGACUCUUGUUUUAAUGAUGCAAAUUUUAGAAAAUAAAAACAAGGAAUUAUAAUAUAUAAUAGAUUAAAUGAAUGAAAGAUGUAAUUAACACAUAUAAGAAUUAGAAGAUACAAGAAGUAGAGCAGUAUCAAUUGGAACAUUUAAAAUUUUAAAAGAACAAUAAUUAUAAUAAUAAUAAAUGACAUAAUAGUAUUUGGAAGGAGAAUCAUCUCCUGAAUAAUAUGCUAAAUUUAAUUCAUCUUAAAAAAUGAUCAGACGUUAGAGAGAUAAUAAGAAGAUGAAUUAAGCAAAAUUAAUUUUUAAAGGUCCUUAAUUAGGUCAGAAAGUUAAUAUAGUUUAUGAAUUUUAAAAAGUUAAUGCUGGUCCAUAAUUAGUUGAAAAAAUUAAAUUAAAGUAAUUACCUAAAAUAAAACAUUUUAUGCCUUUAAAGUUACUUUUAAAAUAAAUUACUGUUAUAUAUUAGGAUAGAAUAUAACAAUAAAAAGAUAAUCAAGCUUUUAAAGAUUAAGAUAUGGCAUCAUUUGUUUAUAGUUAUUUUUUAUAAUAAUUUGGUAUAAAAAAGAUUGCAGAGUAAAAGUUCUUAAUUCUAAUUGUUUCAGUUAAACAUUAUAAAUAAAUAGUGAGAAUAAAUAAUUUUGCAAAGUUCUUAGGAUUAUUUGAUGAUUGUGUUAAUUAUACAAUAGAUGAGAUGAAGAAAUAUUUGGAGUCUUUUGAUUAUGUAACUAAUAUUUCAACUCUUGGUGUAUCAAUAGCUGACUAAGAAUCUGAGGUUAGAUAUUUUGUUCCAUAUGUCAGAGCAUAAUAAUAUAUAGGGAUGUUUGCUGAUUCAAGAAUGACAAUUGAAGAAAAAGAGGAAUUGAAAAAGGAAUUAGAUUUAUUAAAAGAAUUAGAUACAAAAACAUAAAAUAGAUAGCCAGUAAUAGAUUUUGAUUAAUUUAUGAUUCAAAUGUUUGUCAAAUAUAAAAUAUUAGUAAGUAGAGCCAAAGAGUAUGUUAUAAAUGCAUUUGCUGCAUGUGAUUUAGGUAAUUAAAAUAACAUAUAUUAACUUAGAUGGUAAUGGAAUGUGUAAUUUUGAAGAAUGGUAUUUAUUACUUAGACAUAUAGAACCUGAUAGAUUUACAAAUGAUGAAAUUUCUGAAAUAUUUUUUACCAAUGCUGAUUUAUUAAUUAAAGCAGAAUAGAAUUUUUCAUUUGAAAAGUUUGCUGUUGUAUGUGUAGAGUAUGGUCUAUUCUCAGAGGAAGCAUAAAAUUAAUUUUUAUAAAUAAAGGGAACAAAAACAGAGAUUAUGAUAUAAGUACAAAUUGAUAAAAAUAUGAAUAGUUUUAAAAAUUAAUUGAUGGAUGGGUAGGAUAAAGAAAGACAAUAGAAUAAAGAUUUGAAUAGUUGACAUUACUGGAAACAGAGAAAAUAGAUUCUUGGAGAGCAAUAAUAGAAACUUUAGAACGAAAAAUACUAGAUCUGAAGGAACAUUUGACUUAGGCUGGAGUUGAGAAAAAAGUUAAGCCUCUUUUGAUUGCUAAUUUAUUGUUGAAUAAAGAAUCUGAAAUGUUGUUAGAAUUACAAGAAGAUAUGGAUGAUGAUGGAUCACCUAAGUCAAAGGCAUUUCAAUAAAAUUUUGGUUCAAAUGGAUCGAUUUGUAUACAAAUGGAUAUUAUAAAAGAAUGA